AAAAUAGCUUGAUACUUGUUAUUUAAUCCUUUACGGAAAUGAGUGAUAAAAAAUAUACACCACAAGACGUUUUAAAGUACAACAAACCAACUGAGGCCUUCUUAUGUCCCCUUAACGCUAAUACUGUUGGAAUCCAAUUCCUUGAAUUCAAGAUCCGAAACUGUGAUUCAGGUGAAGUUCUCUUCCACACCUCUGCUGAAGAAACAGCCAAGGAACUUUUAAAACAAGGAACUACGAUAGAUGAAGACUCUCUUCGUUCAAUCAACUACAAAUUCGAUAAAGCCAUGCUCAGAUCUAAAGGAAUUGGUACUACUUUGACUUUCAAGGUUGGUCCAAAGCCAGUUAAAAACUUUAGAAUGAUCGAAAGACACUACUUUAAGGAAAAACUGCUUAAGGGUUUUGAUUUCAAUUUCAAGUUCUGCAUUCCUAACAGUCAAAAUACUUGGGAAUGUAUUUAUUCGAUGCCAGAACUGACCGAAGAAGAAAUCAUUGAAAUUGAAAACAGUCCAUAUCAAGUUAAAUCUGAUUCAUUCUACUUUGUAAAUGAUGACGAAAUGAUUAUGCACAAUAAGGCUGCCUACGCUUAUGUUGAUGCAAAAAAGGAUUAAAUCCAUCAAUUAAGCAAACAUUUGUAUAAUUAAAAUUGUUGUUGUAUCAAAGAAAACAAAUCUACAAUAAAAAAUAACUAUCCCGCCU
Molecule: messenger RNA, 696 nt
Organism: Naegleria gruberi
Lineage: Eukaryota; Heterolobosea; Eutetramitea; Acrasida; Naegleriidae
Exons: 4
Coding region: 39-608 (189 amino acids)
Biological process (GO): cilium assembly; lipoprotein transport
Cellular component (GO): cilium
Molecular function (GO): lipid binding
Source: RefSeq, a predicted model, not a curated record